Molecule: messenger RNA, 1111 nt
Organism: Ceraceosorus bombacis
Lineage: Eukaryota; Fungi; Basidiomycota; Exobasidiomycetes; Ceraceosorales; Ceraceosoraceae
Source: the annotation of a GenBank genome assembly
AUGCCGUCCACAAUCCCACUGCCGCCGAUCCUGAUCGAUAUUCCCAGGUCACCAGUCUUUGCUGUCGGACUGCCCCUGGCUGCUAGCUUUGCCACGGGAUUGUUGACUCGUCAUUCCAAGUAUGGGCCUCGUAGCUUUGUGAGUGAGCGUCGCUAAGCUUGGCAUGGCUGCGCGUGUCGCGCGCCAUGUGCGUGCUUUGUGGAUGUUACUGACCGCUUGGUACGCUUGUGGGCCCAUACAGUGGUACCAAUCCCUCAAGAAGCCAACGCUCGACCCUCCUGCCUGGUCCUUUGGAGGUGAGUCGAUGACGCGAAAACUUGCUGAUCUUGCCGCCAUUCAGUCUCGCUCCCUCCUGUUGAUGCCGCCUUUGACGCGCUUCAAUAGUCGUCUGGCCUGCCCUGUAUGCGUCCAUGGGAUGGGCAUCCUUCCUCUCAGUCAAAGCUUUGGACCGCACUCCGCCUGGACUGGGUCGUGACAAGGCUCUGCUGAGCCUCAAGCUGUACUAUCUUCAAUUGGCUCUCGUGAGUAGUCUUGAAAACUCGCAACGGAGGGGUCAUGAUAGAGCAUGCCCCGCUGAUCCCUCGUUCUUUGGCUACUUUGCUGCUGCAGAACCAGUGAGUGCACUCAAACUCGAGCAGGCUCUCGCUCCUCUCAGAAUCCUCAACCGCUGACCGUGUGAUACGCGCUGCAGGGCAUGGACUCCUCUUUGCUUCGGUGGAGGUGAGCAGUGAUGAUGCAGCCUGCGACCUCUUCUACAGGCUCGACCAUCACUUGCAAACGUGACCUCGCUGACGUGCUGUUCGGCUUGUCCCGUUAGGAUACCUCGGAGCCGCAUUCACCGAUCUCGUGGCGCUGACGGGAACGGUAGGCUACUGGUUCUACCUCUUGCAGACCGAGGUGUCCAAGGAAGCAUCUUGGUUCAUCGCUCCUUAUCUUGCUUGGACCACCUACGCCUCCUAUCUCAACGGCUCUCUAUGGUGGUGAGCUUCCCGACUCGCUCCGUGACAUGUGGACGCUCAACCACUGUUCAUCAUGCUUACUGAUGCCUUGAUUUGGCAGGAACAACUCUGGCAAGCACCUCUGGGCCAAUCUCAAGAAGAAGGCUGACUAA